Molecule: messenger RNA, 1113 nt
Organism: Leptosia nina
Lineage: Eukaryota; Metazoa; Arthropoda; Insecta; Lepidoptera; Pieridae
Source: the annotation of a GenBank genome assembly
AUGACGUGUGAUGUUUGGAGAUUGGCCUAUACGUGCCACCGAGUGUUAGUGACGUUGGCUUGCAUUCUGGUUUUGGCUUUGUGUGCAUUACCGCCUAUUGAGAAGAUACACAAUAAAUGGUGGCUCUCUUCGACAACUCUCUCGCCUUUACUGGACGAUGGACAAAAAAUUGGAGAUACCGAAUAUGACUCGCCGGAUUUCCGAGUAGAGGAACCGCUACUUCUCCCUCUAAAUAAAUACCGCGAAGAACAUCGCCCAUAUCGCCUUUCCCCACACUACAAAAUGGCUUCCAGACUCAGACUACGCGUACCAGUUCGGGUGCGUUUGUUGUUUGGUGUACAAGCGGCUGACUCCUUUGGCGACCUGUACGGUCCUCACAACGCGUCACUUGUUGAGUACGGCGUCGGCGACGGAGCUCGUGCUUCGCGGCCACCGGAACCUUCGCUCCCUAGAGAACAUCCUCGGCGCGUGAGACCAGAGAACGUCAAUCGUUCACACCCUCUACCGGUGACAUUCGACUUGGCAGUUCUGGCCACCACUUAUGGUAUCUGGGGCUGGUACACGUGGGGACAUAGCACCCCCCUAUGUCCACGAGCUAGCUCCAAUUAUAAUGAAAAGCUGUCAGCGACCCCCCGUGGCGAAAACAUAAUGUCCGUUGGGUAUCAGUUCAUGUGGGCUUAUCGUCGAGUGCCCACACCGUUCCAUAAGUAUUUAGUACGAAGCCACGAUUGUACUGUGCCGUGCCCCAAGAAAGAGUGGGGUUGGUUCAUCUGUGUGAAAGGGUACCCAUGGGCCCGUUACGGCAUGGACUCGGGUGCGGCAGCAUUCCGCAGUUUUGACGGAAAUGCAGUUCGGCAAGAAGGGUUGGUCGGUAUUCACACUGUAGCUAUGAAGUUGCGUUCAGUGGUACUCAACCUUUAUUACACUGUGCUCGACACGCACAACAUCCUAGACUUUCUCUACUCGGCGUAUUUAGGACGUCUUCCUUACGAGUACCUGGAUUAUAGAUUCAUAGACUCACAGUGGACGGCUCCGAGGGCUUACGCCUGGGCUUGGAUCAUUCACGAUUACACUCUUGGCGAAGAGUGGGACUUCGAGAUACCUCGUUGGUGA